AUGCUCUACCACUCUCAACGAAAGUUUGAGAUACGAUGCAUGGCCUGGACACCGAAUGAGGUGGGUCUGUCCUUGUCUUUAGAGCUGGACACCGAAUCAGGUGGGUCUGUCAGUAGGUUACAUAGGGGUGGGUCUUCUCCGUUUCCUCCUGUUUCACAAUCAGACUCCAUGUCCUUGUCUUUAGAGCUGGACACCGAAUCAGGUGGGUCUGCGUUGUCUUUAGAGCUGGACACCGAAUCAGGUGGGUCAUCACCAUUUCCUCCGCUAGACACCGAAUCAGGUUACAUAGGGGGCAUGUGGGUUGAGUGUAUACUCCCACGUUACAUGGAGGGCAUGUGGGUUGAGUGUAUAAUCCCAAUUUGUGAGGCCAGUGUAUACUCCCAAUCUUUGAAGGUGUUUUGCCAGGCAAUCCGUCCCCAGUCGGCUAUUUCGGAGAGUGCCACUGUCCACUAUUUCUCCCUUGUUCGAGCUUUGAGUUCGUUGCACCUUGAGGUCUUGAAUUCUCUUCCAGUCGGCUAUGUCGGAGAGUGCCACUGUUUCUCCUUUGUUCGAGCUUUAAUUUCGUUGCACAUUGAGGUCGGUCUCUCCUAUAAUCUCCUGUGUUCGAGCUUUAAUUUCGUUGCACCUUGA
Rodentolepis nana is the source of this 630-nucleotide messenger RNA. NCBI's taxonomy places the organism in Eukaryota, Metazoa, Platyhelminthes, Cestoda, Cyclophyllidea, Hymenolepididae. The record is from the annotation of a GenBank genome assembly.